CCAAUAUCGACUGUAGGGAUGUGGUCUCCAAGACCUGCUGCGUUAGUCUAUCGAAUGUCGAGGAAUUUUGGACGGCGAUUUUUGCUGUCUAAAGCUUUUGCUCUUGAAAAUGAAUGGUCAUCUAGGCAUUCUGAAUUGACAAAGUUAGGACUUGGCGGCGAUUAUGAGUGGAUUGGCGCUGUGCAGAAGAAGUUUGUGGGUGGAAGUGCUGCUAGUGCCAUCGACGUUGACGCGGCAGUCUGCAUAGCGGAACAAAAAGAUCAGGUGGACGACGUCAUAGAUUUGAUUUACAAAUUGCGGCACAGUGAAAAUGCUGCUGACUUGCCUCCUUCUGCCGAGUACGCCCUGGUGCGACUGCUCCUACGAUAUGAUCCUUCAUUUCUGUUCAAGCUGGCAAAUGAUCCGAUCAACUACGGGGUAUUUAUGAAUGAACAUGCGGCUUGCCUUGCCAUCGACCAUUUUAUCAACGCGGAAGACUUUGGAGGCGCUGCACGGCUUUCUGCCUGGGUGAUGCAGCAAGAGAUGACUGAAAAUGAGCUUUUAAAUCUCCUCGCUUUAUAUUCUUGCGCAAAAUGGGCAGAAUUGCCCCCAGAAAAACAAAUCAUGCCAUUUGAGACGACUGAAGAAGAAGAUGUCAAUGACGAUGACGUGAAAACAUUCAAAUUUCCUUACCUCAAGAACGCUUAUUUCGACUCACAUUUCGAUCUCACUGAUCCGCACCAAUUGGCUGGUAAAACAUUACUUUGGGUAGCCCGGGAUUCAAAAUGCCUACCAGAUCCACUACGGGAGUCACUCAGGUUUCUCGGAGCGGUGCUUUACCAGAGAUUUGAUCUCGCUUCUUCGUUAGCCUCGGCAUCUAUACAUAGCGGUGCUGCUGGAGUAGUGCGACAAUUGUUUACUCCAAAAGAAGGGGAAGAACGAACAGAGAUGCAAGAACAGAUCCUUGAAAAACUGAGUGGAUGUGCUGCUUCUGAAGAGACUCUAAGUUCCGCAGUGCACGCAAUUCUUGAAAAAAUUCUCGAAAAAGAGGAAGAAACGCUCGCUAAGAAACAAGCAGAAGAAUUUCGUAGCUGGCAUAAACGACGACAAGACCUCAUAUCAGCACAAGCCGAUCGUCUACUAUUAAAGAUCCGUGCUGAAGAGGUUGCGAAAGAGUUAGCAAAUUUGGAACAUGAAACUGAGAAGCUCACGUUCUUUGACAAUAGGUUGAAGUGGGAAAAGAAGGCCGCGCAAAACGCGGAGAUUAUCCAACAAACAUCCGAGAGUAGAAGUGAAGAAGCAACAAGUCAGAAGUGA
Cylicocyclus nassatus is the source of this 1296-nucleotide messenger RNA. The record is from the annotation of a GenBank genome assembly. Lineage: Eukaryota; Metazoa; Nematoda; Chromadorea; Rhabditida; Strongylidae.